CGCUCAGUCCCUGAUGCCACCCCUCUUUAAAAGCCUGCAUCCACUUUGAGAGAGAGACACUUUGUAAACUCUUCUCUCCCCCUCUCUUACCUACCAUCAUUUACUAUUGGAGCAGGGAGAGAGAAGAACUCCAACAUUCAAGAGCUCCACCAGUUUUUGGAUUUGAUCUCAAGUUGCAGAGGUCAUUUGGUGAGCAAGAUGAAGGUGGAAGUCGUUCUUCUUCUUCUCCUUUUUGCUAUCAUGGCAUCUCUUGGUGCAUCAAUCCACAACCCGAUAGGCAUAAACUACGGCCUGCUGGGCGACAACCUCCCCUCCACCUCCCAAUCCAUAUACCUCGUCCAAUCCCUCCUCAAAGUCCCUCGCGUCAAAUUAUAUGAACCCAGACCCGAUAUCCUCCAAGCCCUCUCCAACACCAACAUCCAAGUCACCAUCAUGGUCCCUAACCAAGCCAUCCCCAACAUCUCUCUCAGCCAAAAUGUCUCUGACUCAUGGGUCAAGAUCAACCUUUUGCCCUUUUACCCCAAGACCCGGAUUCAAACCCUCUUAGUAGGAAACGAGGUCCUCUCUGAUCCAUCCAUCAAGACCACUUGGUCCAUGUUGGUCCCGGCCAUGCGCAAUCUCAAAUACUCACUUCGAGCAUUAGAUGUUGGUUCGAUUAAAGUAGGCACCACUUUGGCUAUGGACACUCUCGAAUCCUCUUUUCCACCUUCGAACGGAACCUUUCGUUCUGAUAUAGCUGUGCCUGUUAUCAAACCGCUACUCCAAUUCCUCAACAAAACAAAAUCCUUCUACUUUGUCGACGUCUACCCAUACUUUGCUUGGGCAGCAAAUUACAAAUCGAUUAACCUCAAUUAUACUUUGUUCAUGAAUGGAUCUGCUGGUUACAAGGAUCCUUUUAGUGGGCUUGUGUACACAAACCUACUCGACCAACAACUUGAUGCGGUGGCCUCAGCCAUGGCUAAGCUUGGGUACCCCAAUAUACGAAUUACAAUAGCUGAAACCGGUUGGCCAAAUGCCGGUGACCUCGACCAAAUUGGUGCUAAUGUGUACAAUGCAGCUCAUUAUAACCGUAACUUCGUGCGCAAGCUAAGGAGUAACAUGGGCACACCAAUGCGCCCAAACCAAACCAUCUUUGCCUACAUUUUUAGCCUUUAUAACGAGAAUUUAAAGGGAGGUCCAGGUACUGAGAGGCAUUGGGGUUUACUUUACCCUAAUGGGUCUAGGGUUUAUGAAGUUGAUUUAACUGGGCGUACUCCUAAUUCUAAGUAUGCCCCAUUGCCGGAGCCUAAAAACAAUGAGCAAUAUAAGGGGAAGAUAUGGUGUGUUGUGGUGCCUGGUGCAAACGUCACGGCAUUGGGGCCAGCACUCUCAUAUGCAUGUUCACAGGCAAACGACACAUGCAAUGCGAUACAACGAGGAAAGAAGUGUUUUAUGCCCAAUACAUUGGUGUCACAUGCUUCAUAUGCUUUCAAUUCAUAUUGGCAAAUGUUCAGGGGAACUGGUGGGACGUGCUUCUUCAAUGGGCUAGCUGUUCAGACUGCCAUUAAUCCAAGUUAUGGAUCCUGCAAGUUCCCCACCCUUUCACCAAGUUGAGAGGUGAUCGCUUAUGUGCUUCUUUCUUAUACAGAUGUGGCUUUACUCAUUUUGGCAAGAAAGAGAGAGAGAGUUAACCAAAGGGUUUGAACCCAUUUGUAAUGCUCUGGUAGCAUAGUAUUAAUGGUCAUUUCUCACUGUUAAUCUUUUGUGAUUAUUUUCACAUUUAAUUUUUUGAGAUGACCAAAGUUUCCUUGUUGUCUUGGUACUGGACAUUAAUGCCACUUUUUUUUUUUUUGGCC
This is a messenger RNA of Amborella trichopoda, 1835 nucleotides long. Its product is annotated as putative glucan endo-1,3-beta-glucosidase A6. Gene Ontology annotation, molecular function: hydrolase activity, hydrolyzing O-glycosyl compounds. Gene Ontology annotation, biological process: carbohydrate metabolic process. NCBI's taxonomy places the organism in Eukaryota, Viridiplantae, Streptophyta, Magnoliopsida, Amborellales, Amborellaceae. The record is from RefSeq and is a predicted model, not a curated record.